UUUGUUUUGUGUGGCUGUCAAUGUUUACAAUUGGGAAUUUAUCAAUUUAUUUUUUAAUAACCUGGGAAAAUGCUCCAAAAUGUGUGCCGCGUGUGUGCCAGCAGCACGGAUAGCUCGAAUUCGAUGAAACUAUUCAACAAUGGUGCUCGAAAGGUCCUGCAACAAAUCAAUUUACUCACCGGCGUUCUGCUGCAAUGUGAGCCCCACUUGCCCGACUGGAUGUGUGAAGCCUGCCAAUCGGAUCUGCAGGGCGCCAUAUCCUUCCGAGAUCGCUGCCUGAGCAGCCAGAAGAUCUUCGCGGAAUCGGUGGCCAGGAGCGGAGAAGCCACAUCCCGCUCCUCACUUCGUCGCAGUGCCCGCUCCCAAAGAGGAGCUACUCGCCAUGAGGAGCCCGCCUCGAAUAGCCCACCCAGUCCCCUGGAGAUCAUGAUCAAGCUGGAGAGCCUGAGCAAUGGGGACGAGGAAGACGAUGGCAUCGAUCACCUGGACUCCUGCAAUGAGGCCGACAUGGAGUUGGCCAUCAAAGAGAUGUCCUCCUCCACCGAGGACGAUGGGCCCGCCUCACCGGUUCGGGUGAAGAGAACGAUGCGUCGGGGACUUAAGAAAUCCGGGAAAAGUGAAAAGCGCCCCAAGGUUUCGCUACCCGUUUUCUUUUGCGAUCAGUGUGGCAACAACAUUACGGGAAAGUCCUCCUUCGAUCGUCAUCUGCGCAAGCACAGCGGCAUUAGACCCUUUCAGUGCGAGCUGUGCCCCGCCCGCUUCCUUUCCUCCGGCGAGCUGAAGGGACACCAGGUGAUGCACACCGGGGAUCGCAAGUUCCAGUGCCGCUACUGCGAACGCACCUACGUCAACUACAGCGGUCGCCUGCGGCACGAGCGGACCCACACGAAUGAUCGACCCUUUGUUUGUGCCCAGUGCGGCAAGAGUUUCACCAACUCGUACAUCCUCAAGAACCACAUGCUCAUCCAUACGGGCGAGCGUCUGUUCAGGUGUGAGCUGUGCCAUCGGUCCUUUGCGCGACCCACCCACUUGAAGACCCACUACCGCUCGAAUACACACAAGCACAACGUGGAGAAGGCGAAGACGGAGUCGGGGGAAAUUCAACUGCCACAGACGGAAAAGCAGCCGCAAGCGGAAGCUGUUGGCUUUACGAUAGAAGUGCCUAUGCCCGCGGAGCAGGAGCAGGAUGAGUCAUUGGAUCUUGCGGCUCUGGGAACAUCCUCUCUAAUGUAUAGUACAAAUUAG
Molecule: messenger RNA, 1245 nt
Organism: Drosophila takahashii
Lineage: Eukaryota; Metazoa; Arthropoda; Insecta; Diptera; Drosophilidae
Product: transcription factor Ouib
Biological process (GO): regulation of transcription by RNA polymerase II
Cellular component (GO): nucleus
Molecular function (GO): DNA-binding transcription factor activity, RNA polymerase II-specific; zinc ion binding
Source: RefSeq, a predicted model, not a curated record